Sebastes umbrosus (honeycomb rockfish) is the source of this 2754-nucleotide messenger RNA. RefSeq names its product calpain 12 (gene capn12). Lineage: Eukaryota; Metazoa; Chordata; Actinopteri; Perciformes; Sebastidae. Gene Ontology annotation, biological process: negative regulation of apoptotic process; proteolysis. The coding region runs from base 64 to 2232 and encodes 722 amino acids. The record is from RefSeq and is a predicted model, not a curated record. The transcript is spliced from 22 exons. Gene Ontology annotation, cellular component: cytoplasm. Gene Ontology annotation, molecular function: calcium-dependent cysteine-type endopeptidase activity; calcium ion binding.
UUAAGCUGCUAGGCUGCUCUCACACACUUUGUGUUUGAGUCUGACUGCAGAUUCACUGACAGCAUGGCGACCGAGAACGAGGCUCCUCUGGGUUCCAUCGAGAACCCGAUCAGGUUCCAGGACCAGGACUUCAAGACUCUGCUGGAGGAGAACCUGAAGUCCGGAAAGCUGUUUGAUGAUCCAACCUUUCCACCUGAGCAGAAGACCAUCGGGAUGCCGGAAGACCCGGAUCCAAAGAAGGCGAUCAAGUGGCAGAGACCCAAGGAAAUAAGUGAGAAUGCUGUGUUCGUGGAGGGCACAACUGGGACCACUGAUAUCUGUCAAGGUCAACUCGGUAACUGUUGGCUGCUGGCGGCCCUGUCCUGUCUCACCAUGCACCCCAAACUCUUCGUGAAGGUGGUGCCACCCAAUCAGACCCUGUCCAAGCCCUACGCGGGGAUUUUCCAUUUCAGGUUCUGGCAGUAUGGUGAGUGGGUGGAGGUGGUUGUGGAUGACAAGCUGCCAGUACGCGAAGGCCGUCUGCUCUUCAGCUACUCUGACACCCGCAACGAGUAUUGGAGCGCCCUGGUGGAGAAGGCCUAUGCCAAGUUGAUUGGAUCCUACGGAAGCCUGAAGGGGGGCAACAUUUCAGAGGGGAUGGAGGAUUUCACAGGAGGCAUCGCGUACUCGCUGCAGGUUUCAUCUCGUACCCCUCGAGUCUUCUGGAGGUCCCUGACAGCCGCCCUGUCUCGAGGCAGCCUGCUCAGCUGCUUCAUCGAGGCCAGCACCUACCGUGACAUUGGUAAAGUGACGGCAGACGGGCUGAUAAAGGGCCACGCUUAUGCCAUCACCGACACCGACAAGGUGAAGAGAGCGUCGGAGGAGGUUUUGCUGCUGAGGCUGAGGAACCCCUGGGGUUUUGUUGAAUAUCGCGGACCCUGGAGUGACAAGGGUAAAGAGUGGGAUAACGUGGACAAAGCAGAGAAGGAAAGGAUUGAGCUGAAGAAGAAAGAAGAUGGAGAGUUCUGGAUCAGUGCUGAGGCCUUCAGCAGCCUGUUUGACAUCGUGGAGCUCUGCAGUGUGAGUCCUGACACUAUUGUGGAGGGAAGCACACCUGUCUCUCCUGCCUCUCCUGCCUCUCCCGCCUCCCCGACUUCCUGGACCAUCAGUGAACAUGAAGGAUUCUGGGUACCGGGGAGUUCUGCCGGUGGUAGCCGCAAAUACAACCGAUCGUUCUGGAAGAAUCCUCAGUUCGAGUUGGUUCUCAUGGAGAAGGACCUGACUGAAGAAGACGAUGAGGAUGAGGAUGAUGAAGAUGACGAGGAUGAUGAGGAAAUAACCCCAGAGGAGAAGAAGAGUUUAGAUAAAAAAAAGAAGAAAGCCAAACAGUGCACUGUGCUGGUGGAGAUGCUUCAGAAAAACCGCAGGACAAAGAGUAAAAUCCACUUCCUCUACAUGGCGUUCCACAUCUACAAGGUUCCUCCUGAGCUCCAGGGUGCGUGUCUGAGCCGCAACUUCUUCAUGACAAAUCGCCCCGUGAGUCGCUCUGGGAAAUAUAAGGGUCAGAGGGGUAUCUGGAGGAAGCUGCAUCUGGACCCGGGUAACUACAUCAUCGUGGCGUCUACCUAUCGACCCAACCAGCCUGGAGAGUACUUCAUCCGCAUUUUCUCCAAGACUGGAAACACUCUGGGGACUCAGGACUUCACCUGCUCCUCUGGCUUCCUCCCGGUUAUGGCGAAUCCCGUCACCCCGGAGGAUCGAGCGAGAGUUCAGAAGGCUUUUGAUGAGGAUGCUGGCCCAGAUGACAGACUGAACGUCAAGGAGCUCAUGAAGCUGUUCAACACAGCUCUUGACAAAGAUUACCAUCUGUCACUGGAGACAUGCAGACAGCUCAUCUUUGAAGAGGAUACUAAAGGGCGCAGCAGUCUCAGCCGUGAACAAACAGGAGCCCUGCUGUCCAGUCUGCGCAAUCUGCAGUCCAUCUUCUUCCAGUUCGAUGAGGACUCCUCUGGGACCAUGAGCCCCUUUGAACUCAGUACAGCGAUGCAAGCUGUUGGGAUGCAGCUUGACAACAAGGUGGUGGAGCUGCUGUCUGAGCGCUUUGCGUCUGGAGAGCUUCACUUGUCCUUCCAGGCCUUUGUGUCGUGUGUCACCAGGGUGAACAAGCUUUUCGCUCUGUAUGAAUCAGAGACCAGUGAAGAGGUGAAAAUCAGAGGGAUCAACGCUUGGCUGCUUCAGUUCCUGAUGCUGUGAAGACGCUUCAUGAACAGGGUCUCCACGUUAGACCCAGCUGAGCCACAGCGUGCCUUUGAUUCUAAAAUAUAGACUGACAAUUAUAAACCGUGAUUUAAAACUGUUCCUCCACAGUUCAUGCUUUGCUAUGCCGUUGUUUUAUUCUUGCUUCAUCUCGUACCUUCCUCAUACUUCUGGAUAUACCUUUGAUAUAGGCUCAAGGUUCAAGAUUCAGCUUUAUUAUCAUUAUACAAUGCAGGAUUACACAAUGAAAUGUAGCUCUAGCUUAGUCCACAUUAAACACACAUAAAAAAAGUAUAAACUAGAAUAGAAUAAAACAAUGAAAUAGAACAAAGUAUAUAAAAGUAGCACUAAAGGUAGAAAUAGAAAGGAAAAUUAACAUAUAUUUACAAGGAAGAUAUACAGUAUACACAUAUACACACAAUAUAUGCAUAUAAUAUGCAGGGAAUGCAGCACAAUCAUUUAAUUAUGUAAUCAUUUUCUAUUAUUCCACAUUGUAAUAAAAGUGAUUUCAUGAUUACA